Messenger RNA from Sphaeramia orbicularis (orbiculate cardinalfish), 1042 nucleotides. RefSeq names its product HAUS augmin-like complex, subunit 1 (gene haus1). Gene Ontology annotation, biological process: spindle assembly; centrosome cycle. The record is from RefSeq and is a predicted model, not a curated record. The transcript has 9 exons. Gene Ontology annotation, cellular component: cytosol; HAUS complex. Bases 110 to 931 code for a protein of 273 amino acids. Lineage: Eukaryota; Metazoa; Chordata; Actinopteri; Kurtiformes; Apogonidae.
GGGAAAUCAGAAAGAGUAAAAUGGUGUUUUGUUGUGUUUUUGUCUCCGUUGACUUGCUUAAACAUUUAUAACAGCUUCUUUUUGUGAUUUUGGCAUCUGUUCAUUCGCUAUGGGUGAGAAGAUCAAAAAGGUGAAAAGCUGGCUCAGCUCAGUUUUUGGAGACCAACCGGUGCCAGAGUUUGAGGUGAACACCAGGACAGUGGACAUCCUGUACCAGCUGGCUCAGUCCAGUGAAGCCAGAUGUAGUGACACAGCCCUGCUCAUCGAAGACCUCAAACAGAAAGCUGCAGAGUAUCAGGCAGAGGGGGUUCAUUUCCAGGAUGUCCUUCUACAAGGAGUUGGUCUGUCGUGUGCAAGUCUGUCAAAGGCCUCCACAGACUACCUGUCUGCUUUAGUGGACAAUGCUAUGGUACUUGGAGUCAGAGAUACAUCACUUUGUAGUUUUCUGCCAGCAAUCAACAACCACACCAAUGUACUUCUGGAAGCAGAGAAAUCAAACAGGAGACUUGAGAGGGAGCUGAUGACCCUCAGAAAGAGACUUAGUACUACUCUGGUCCUGCGGAGCAACUUACAAGAGGAUAUCAAUAAAACUGUCAAAGCUCAGGCUGUGGAGAGCGCUAAAGCAGAGGAGAGGUUACUCAACAUGGAUUUUGUGACUACAAAAGCGAAAGAGCUCAGCAACAGAAGGGAGAGGGCAGAGGCUCAAUUUGCAUCCAGAAACAUGGACGAGUCUCUCACCCACCAGGCCAUUGUGCAGCUCUCAGAGGAAGUCACUGCCCUGAAGCAGGAAAUAAUGCCCUUAAACAAGAAACUGGAGCCUUACAUGGACUUGAGCCCAAGCCCCUCACUUGCUCAAGUGAAAAUAGAAGAGGCAAGAAGAGAACUGGCUGCAAUUGAUUCCCAACUUGAGAUGGAAAUGGAUUUCAAAUAAAUGGAUCAUGUGAAAUGUAAUAUUUCCUGUUUAUAUGUUUUUGCUUUUGAUAAUAAUGUAAUAAUCUAACCCUUAAUUGUGUGUCUUGGUAUUUCAGUGUCAUACACCUGU